Messenger RNA from Balaenoptera ricei (Rice's whale), 519 nucleotides. RefSeq names its product small ribosomal subunit protein eS4, X isoform-like. The record is from RefSeq and is a predicted model, not a curated record. The transcript is spliced from 2 exons. Bases 1 to 516 code for a protein of 171 amino acids. Lineage: Eukaryota; Metazoa; Chordata; Mammalia; Artiodactyla; Balaenopteridae. Gene Ontology annotation, cellular component: cytosolic small ribosomal subunit; ribosome. Gene Ontology annotation, molecular function: RNA binding; structural constituent of ribosome. Gene Ontology annotation, biological process: translation.
AUGGAAAAAAAAGAGAAUUUUCGUCUGAUCUAUGACACCAAGGGUUGCUUUGCUGUUCAUCGUAUUACACCUGAGGAGGCCAAGUAUAAGUUAUGCAAAGUGAGAAAGAUCUUUGUGGGGACAAAAGGAAUCCCUCAUCUGGUGACCCAUGAUGCUUGCACUAUCUGCUACCCUGAUCCCCUCAUCAAGGUGAAUGACACCAUUCAGAUUGAUUUGGAGACUGGCAAGAUUACUGAUUUCAUCAGAUUUGACACUGGUAACCUGUGCAUGGUGACUGGAGGUGCUAACCUGGGAAGAAUUGGUGUGAUCACUAACCGGGAGAGACAUCCUGGUUCUUUUGAUGUAGUUCAUGUGAAAGAUGCCAACGGCAAUAGCUUUGCCACCCGGCUCUCCAACAUUUUCGUUAUUGGCAAAGGCAACAAACCAUGGAUCUGUCUUCCUCGUGGAAAGGGUAUCUGCCUUACCAUUGCUGAGGAGAGAGACAAGAGACUGGCAACCAAACAGAGCAGUGGAUAAAAU